This is a messenger RNA of Sclerotinia sclerotiorum 1980 UF-70, 759 nucleotides long. RefSeq lists its product with no specific name. Lineage: Eukaryota; Fungi; Ascomycota; Leotiomycetes; Helotiales; Sclerotiniaceae. The coding region runs from base 1 to 759 and encodes 252 amino acids. The transcript is spliced from 6 exons. The record is from RefSeq and is a predicted model, not a curated record.
AUGUUUCACAAAGUUAUCUAUGAUGGUAAACUCAUUGAGGCGUGGGAUCGCGCCAACUCAUCUGGCAGAUUGGGCGCUGAUAAUAUUAUCGACAUUACAUUUGGCGUUGUAAGCGUCAUUUUGACAGUGAUCAAGCCUGAUGUUGAGCACGGCACAGACUUUGAAGUCAAAUCAAUCACACCCGACCCUGAAACAGCUUCUAUUCCUUUGUACCCAAAUACGGGAUCAUUCCCAGUUGAAUCAGACCACACGAUCAAAUCGGCUGCAAAUUACCCACAAUCAGACGAUCUAUCAACCGCGAAUCACUAUGACAUAUCCUCUGAAGCUUCGCCUACACAGCAUCGAAUUGCCAAUUUACAAGCUUGGCCUAAUUUUUCUUCUCGGGCUCCAAAUAUACAACAUCAAAUUCCUUCGCCGACUGUACAGUGGUGGCCUGAUGCGCCUGAAAUCAUCACGACGUCAGAAUCUCCGGCUUCUCAUGCUCACUACCACCACUCACUUCAGUCUUUUCUUUUAAAGGAGCUUGAAGAGACAAACACCAUUCCAAAGAACGGCCAUGGUAAGACGUUACCUGAGCCUUUGAGGCUCCCGCUUAACCUCGUCAUUAGCCGCCACACGCCUUCAACCUACGAGAGCUACCACUCUACUACCAAAUACCCCGCCACUACUUCUACCUCUAUCCCCGGUGUCAAAGAUUCAUAUUAUCCAGCUUCGUAUCUAAGUACGAGCUUAUCAACCUCCGCGCAAGCUUUGAGCUGA